Messenger RNA from Arabidopsis arenosa, 1960 nucleotides. NCBI's taxonomy places the organism in Eukaryota, Viridiplantae, Streptophyta, Magnoliopsida, Brassicales, Brassicaceae. The record is from the annotation of a GenBank genome assembly.
AUUGAGAAACGAGAUGACGAUAAUGACGAUGAUAAUGAAGAUGGCUCCAUCCAAAUCCGCACUGAUACGCUUCAAUCUAGUCUUGUUGGGUUUCUCUUUUCUUCUCUACACUGCCAUUUUGCUCCACCCUUCUUCAUCAGUAUACUUCAGCAGUGGAGCUUCCUUUGUUGGAUGCUCCUUUCGUGAUUGCACUCCCAAGGUGGUGAGAGGAGUGAAGAUGCAAGAACUCGUUGAAGAGAACGAAAUAAACAAGAGAGAUUUGCUAACCGCUAGUAACCAAACCAAGCUGGAGGCGCCAAGCUUCAUGGAAGAGAUUUUAACAAGAGGGUUAGGGAAAACAAAGAUAGGGAUGGUGAACAUGGAAGAAUAUGAUCUUACUAAUUGGAAACGUUAUGGCGAAACAGUUCACAUACAUUUUGAGCGUGUCUCUAAGCUCUUCAAAUGGCAAGACUUGUUCCCCGAGUGGAUAGAUGAAGAGGAAGAAACCGAGGUUCCCACAUGUCCUGAGAUACCGAUGCCAGAUUUUGAAAGCGUUGAGAAGUUGGAUUUGGUAGUAGUGAAGUUGCCUUGUAAUUAUCCUGAAGAAGGGUGGAGAAGAGAGGUUUUGAGGUUGCAAGUGAACCUAGUUGCGGCUAACUUGGCAGCCAAGAAAGGGAAGACAGAUUGGAGAUGGAAGAGCAAAGUGUUGUUUUGGAGCAAAUGUCAACCGAUGAUUGAGAUUUUCCGGUGUGAUGAUUUGGAGAAGAGAGAGGCAGAUUGGUGGUUGUAUCGCCCUGAAGUGGUUAGGUUACAACAGAAGCUUAGUUUGCCAAUCGGAUCUUGCAAUCUUGCUCUUCCUUUGUGGGCACCACAAGGUGUAGACAAAGUGUAUGACCUAUCGAAGAUAGAAGCAGAGACAAAACGACCAAAACGUGAAGCCUACGUAACAGUCCUCCACUCUUCCGAGUCUUAUGUCUGUGGUGCCAUAACUUUGGCUCAAAGCCUUCUUCAGACAAACACCAAACGCGAUCUUAUCCUUCUCCACGAUGAUUCCAUCUCCAUUACCAAACUUCGAGCUCUCGCGGCCGCAGGAUGGAAGCUUCGUCGGAUCAUCCGAAUAAGAAACCCACUUGCCGAGAAGGACUCUUACAAUGAAUACAAUUACAGCAAAUUUCGACUUUGGCAAUUGACAGAUUAUGACAAAGUGAUCUUCAUUGAUGCUGACAUCAUCGUCCUACGUAACCUAGAUCUUCUCUUCCAUUUUCCUCAGAUGUCAGCCACCGGAAAUGAUGUCUGGAUAUUUAAUUCAGGCAUCAUGGUCAUCGAGCCUUCUAAUUGUACGUUUAGUACGAUCAUGAGCCAGCGAAGCGAGAUCGUUUCAUAUAACGGCGGAGAUCAAGGGUACUUAAACGAGAUAUUUGUGUGGUGGCACCGAUUGCCUCGACGAGUAAACUUUCUGAAGAACUUCUGGUCGAACACAACCAAAGAAAGAAACAUGAAGAACAACCUCUUCGCCGCGGAGCCGGCUCAGGUCUACGCGGUCCACUACUUAGGUUGGAAACCAUGGCUUUGCUAUAGAGACUACGACUGCAACUACGACGUGGAUGAGCAAUUAGUGUACGCUAGCGAUGCGGCUCACGUUAGGUGGUGGAAAGUUCACGACUCCAUGGACAAAGCGUUGCAAAAGUUUUGCAGGCUGACGAAGAAGAGGAGAACGGAGAUCAACUGGGAGAGGAGGAAAGCAAGGCUUAGAGGUUCUACUGAUUACCAUUGGAAGAUCAAUGUUACUGAUCCAAGACGACGUCGUUCUUAUUUGAUUGGUUAAUUUUUGUUUUCUUUCUGUUUUUAGAUAUAAUAUGAACUGAUGAAGACAGACACCCAUUAUUGUCCAAUUUGUCCCUCUCUUUUUUUCUGUUUGUUUUGAGACCAUGUCUAUGAGAAUCUUAAAAUUAUUUUGAACUAAUAAGUCUUUUGUCUUUGU